This is a messenger RNA of Quercus robur (English oak), 1014 nucleotides long. Its product is annotated as protein yippee-like. The transcript has 6 exons. The record is from RefSeq and is a predicted model, not a curated record. Gene Ontology annotation, cellular component: ubiquitin ligase complex. NCBI's taxonomy places the organism in Eukaryota, Viridiplantae, Streptophyta, Magnoliopsida, Fagales, Fagaceae. Bases 446 to 835 code for a protein of 129 amino acids.
CGUUCCAGCUCUCCUUCUUCCUCUUUUUUUUCCCCUUUUCUCUAAGCACUUCGUCUGUAACACCCAUGCAAUUCUUCACCCUGAUCUUCUUGAUUCUUUUCUUUUUCUCUAAAUUCAACCACUUACAAACAGGAUGAAUCAGAUCGGGAAAAUUGGAUCAGAGCAGAACAAACGUAGAUGGGGCAAUUUGGUAAUUGCUGAACUCACCCCCAAAGGAUAUAUCAAAACGCCCAUAAACUUUUGGCAAAAUGGAUUGGAAGAGCUCCAACUUUUUCAGCCCAAAAAGCCCGUAUUGGAACAAAGCCAGCCCAAAAAUUCCGUUUGGUCGGUAUAAAACGCAUCUUUUUGAAAAAAGUUGCAUUUUAUACUUUUGAUCCUUCUUCUUUCUUCGUCUUCUACUCUUCUUCAACGCGUAUUCCUGUGUGUGUGUGUGAGAGAAAGAAAGAUGGGAAGGCUUUUUGCGAUCACUCUUGAAGGACGCAUCUAUAGCUGCAAGCACUGCACGACACACCUUGCUCUUUCUGAUGAUAUCGUUUCUAAGUCUUUCCGUUGCAAGCAUGGAAUGGCUUAUCUCUUUGAUAAAGUCGUAAAUGUCACACUUGGAGAGAAAGAAGAGCGCUUGAUGAUUACUGGAUUGCACACUGUUGUUGACAUUUUUUGUGUUGGAUGUUGCUCAGUUGUGGGUUGGAAAUAUGAGGCUGCACAUGAGAGAACCCAGAAGUACAAGGAAGGAAAAUUUAUCCUAGAGAGGUUUAAGAUGUUUGGUCCUGAUGGGAGCUUCUUCGCAACACCUCAUGAUGCUACAUUUGGUAGUAGUGAUGCUGAUGAUGCCUGACUAGCCAUUCAAUAUGGAAUUGAUGGACUAUUUUAAUUUUACAUUCUAUGCACUCUAUGUUCUUGGUUGAGUCUGAAACCUGAGUUCAUAAUGUUAGUCUCUUCACUGUUAUGGACCAUUUUUGCAGAUUGUAUUAUAACAAUGCACUUUCUCUAAUUUAAAUUUUUGUUGGUAUAGAA